Messenger RNA from Drosophila suzukii, 617 nucleotides. The record is from RefSeq and is a predicted model, not a curated record. NCBI's taxonomy places the organism in Eukaryota, Metazoa, Arthropoda, Insecta, Diptera, Drosophilidae.
UGGUUUGGAAGAUCAUCGAAAUACAUCGAUAGGUACUACAACCACAAACAAAACAAUUGUUGCUUUGCGGAUAUAUCGAUCAGCGAGAAUGGAGGAAGACCACUAUAUGAUUCUGGGAGUGGACCAAAAGGCCACCGAGGAGGUGAUCACGAAGGCGUACAGGCGAAUGGCACUCAUAUAUCAUCCGGAUAAGAACCAUCACCCCCGAACGGUGGAAUACUUCAAGAAGAUCAGGGCCGCAUACGAAGUCCUUUCAGAUAGGACAUUGAGGGCCGACUACGAUCGCAGUUUGAGGAGCACAUCGUCGAAUCCGAGGCCUGCGGGCACCCAUCCAAAUUACCAGAGUCAGCAGACCAAUCAGUUGGAAACCCCCGACUUAGUUCCCACACUAUGUGCCGUUGGCGGUGUAUUGGUGGGUCUCUUUAUGGGAUUCAGCGCUUUCAAGAUGUUCAACUCGUCCAACAACAACUAAGCGGAACCCAACUUGCACACACGGACAAUAUCGGCAUGGUACAUACAAAUUUAAAUAAAGUUCGGGUAAUUUUUUUUAAAUAACACUUAUUUCUUUCUUGAAUAGAUCCUACUUUUUACCUUUUUAAAAUAGCGUGACAUCAUUC